This is a messenger RNA of Emiliania huxleyi CCMP1516, 822 nucleotides long. RefSeq lists its product as hypothetical. The coding region runs from base 1 to 822 and encodes 273 amino acids. The record is from RefSeq and is a predicted model, not a curated record. Gene Ontology annotation, biological process: regulation of gene expression. Gene Ontology annotation, cellular component: cytoplasm; nucleus. The transcript has 7 exons. Gene Ontology annotation, molecular function: mRNA binding. Lineage: Eukaryota; Haptophyta; Isochrysidales; Noelaerhabdaceae.
AUGUACGGCGUCAACGAUGCCGCCGCCGCCGCCGCCUCGAUCACCCACGCGGAGCCGGUCCCGGCGACCUGCAUCGGCGCCGUCGUCGGCAGCAAAGGCAGCGGCUUGCGGCACCUGCGCGAGACGAGCGGCUGCGCGGUCGAAGUGCCGCGCGAGGAGGACGCGUACGGCAAUCGCCACGUCAAACUGACCGGCGCGCCCGACCGCGUGCAGCUCGGCGACAUGAUCCUCCAGAUCUCGAGCGGCUCGUACCGCGGUCCGACGCCGAUGCCGAUGCCGCUGCCGCCGCCGCCCAACGCGGCAGGCAAGCCGCGCAAGCGGAAGCUCGACGCGCUCGCCCCCUUCCAGCCCCCCCACCACACCGGCCUGCUCCCGCCGGCGCCGGCGCACGCCGCGUCCCUCGCGCCACCGUACGGAGGGGCCGGCGCCUUCGGGGUGGCUGCGUCGCCGCGCUUGCUCUGCGGCAAGCUCGGCUCGCCCGACCGCCCUGCCGAGGCGGUGAGGUCCGAUGUCGUGAUCGACCCUCGCUUCCCCGACGCCGCCGCCGCCGCCGUCAACCCCGCCGCCCCCACGCCCGCCGCGUCCGCCGCCGCCGCCAGGGCAGGCCCGCCGGAGCUCACGAUCCGGCUGCUCUUCGCCGGAGAGGCGGUGGGUCGGCUGAUUGGCAAGGGGGGCGCCGGCCUCCGCGCUCUGCGCGAGAAGCACGGCACGCAGCACGGCGACGAGGUGCGGGUGCUCACUCUCUCGGGCGACGUGGUUGCUGUCUACUCGGCGGCGUGCGACGCGCUCGUGGCCAUGCGGAGCGAGACGCCCAUUGCUUAG